Molecule: messenger RNA, 1003 nt
Organism: Spodoptera exigua (beet armyworm)
Lineage: Eukaryota; Metazoa; Arthropoda; Insecta; Lepidoptera; Noctuidae
Source: the annotation of a GenBank genome assembly
AAACGUACAAUUCAGUUUCUGGUUAGCCAUCAAACGGUGAAGUCGGGUCCGAAAAAAUGGAAAGUUUAAGCGACCGUAUCUUAAGGUUUCGGCCCGAUACUUUGCUUGAAGUGCGAAAAGAAUUGAACCUUGAUAAGCCCGGACGGAUGAACGAAGCUAUCGACAUUUUGGAGGACUGGGUUCAAAAACAGCCGCAUUUUGCUAAGAAGGAUUUUCCUCGAGAAUACCUCGAAAGGUUCAUAGUAAUCUCAAAAGGUUUAGUUGAGAGAGCAAAAGAAAAGCUGGAUAAACUGUGCACUUUCAAAACGCUGAUGCCUGAGUUCUUCAGCCCAAUUGACGUCAAGAAAGAGCUGGAACCUAUUCACCAAAUUAUACACACAGCACAUAUUCCAGAAAUGACUCCUCAGCAUCACAGGGUCUACAUAGCUAAACUUGUCUCCGAAAACUUGGAAUCCGCAUACGUCUUCAGUUAUUACAAAUACUUGACUGCGAUCAGUGAAUACUUGAUGCAGGCUGAAUACUGUGCCGGUUUUCAAAUUAUCUUGGAUUAUUCACAAAUUAACAUUCUUAGCUUCGUGACCAAGAUCAAUCCUAUAGAGCUAAGGCAAAUUGUUACUUUGAUGACUGAAGGCUACGGCUGUCGUAUUAAAGGUAUCCAUGUGAUCUCGUCCUCAAAAAUGGUGGAUACUUUAAUAUCUAUGUUGAAACAAGUGUUCAGUGCUAAACUUGGAGACAGAAUACAUUUACACAAGACAGCGGACACACUGAGCGAUUUCAUUCCUAAAGAGAUCAUGCCUUCAGACUACGGCGGCAAGGAGAAAUCACUUUUGGAGUUGAACAAAGAAUGGGUGGAAGUUGUGGACUCCAAAGAGUUCCAGGAGUACAUGAACAUCAUGAACAAAGCCAACACCAUCGAGUCUUGCAGACAGUCAAGCAAAUUCACCGAGAAUUACGUUGGGAUGCCCGGCUCCUUCAGAGCACUGAGUGUAGACUAAAUUAAGUA